CUCUCUUGUGUAGUGAUUGAGUAAUGUUUCUUGCACAUUUUGUAUACAUAAAAUAUAUUAAUUUUUUUUUUUUAAAAAAAAAAAUGUACUAGACAUACUUUGUACACAAAUUAUGCAACAAACAUAACGUAGUCAGAGAGCCAGCCCUAGAGAGAAGAAGAAGAAAGAAGAGAGGCGUUUGAGGAGGAGGGUCCCUCCCCCCAAAGGUGCUUCAUUUCUAGUCCUUCUAGGGCUAUGGAGGUUUUUUGUUUUCCCCUUGCUUAGAUCCAAUUGAGCUUUUGUUUUCCUAGUCCUUCUAAGGCUACGAAGCUUUAUGUUUUUUCUUGUUUUUGAUUUCUUCAAGCAAGAAGGCUAACACAAGGCGUCCCGUAGGGAAGCGGCCUUUCCGUUUGUGUCGCCGACGAAAGUUUGGCUGAGCUUUCUUCUUCUACAUCUACUUUUGAGGCCAAAUUUAUGUUUUUUCGCCAGUUUCUGCAAAACAAUGGCAAUUUUUCUUUUGAUGUCGGCUUGUGUUGGUGCUUUCUGUAGUUGUUUUUUUUUCUCUGUUUUUUUAGAGUAGUUUUUGAAAGGUUGUCUGUUAAAUUUGUAGAUUUUACUGGAUAUUUUAUAGCUUGUUAGCUAGAUCAGCCAUAUUUUAUUUGUUAUGGGUGCUUUAUUGUUAAAGAAUAGUUUAAACAUCUGUCAUUAUAAUAUUUGUUUAUUUGUAGGCAGCAUCCAAGUUAGAUUUUUUUAGCUUAAUGUGUAAGGUAUUAAUGUGCCUCUAUUCACUAUAUUUGCCUUCGGACCACUUCAAAUUAAUGCAAGAUAACUUCAAUUAUUUUGUUAAAAAAACAAAUUAUUGAAAAAAAACAUUACUCAUAGCUAUUAUAUGGAGGUUUUGGCAUACGCUAGCGUGUGGGAUACGACAGCACCACUUGGUCCAGCUUCUUGAAUCCUGCUCGAAAUUGCAUCCUCUAUCAUUAUUCCACGUGUAUUCCCUGUUCCUUCAUGUUCCCCCUCCACUCUGCCCGUCUCCUCGCUUCUGAAGACUUCAUUUGAAAGUCCACUUGGAAUCUGGGGCUUAACCCAAUAAGCUCUACAGCUUUUUGCAUUGGAGGCCUUGAAAACCAUGGAGAUACUUGUGCUAUAAGUAGUUGUUCUUUUUGGUAGUUUGAGAAGCAACGAGCAAAUAAUGGAGCGCUAUGAGAUACUGAAAGAAAUUGGGUCAGGGAACUUUGGGGUGGCAAAGCUGGUGAGGGAUAAAUGGAGUGGUGAGCUCUACGCUGUCAAGUAUAUUGAGAGAGGCCAAAAGAUUAAUGAACAUGUGCAGAGGGAGAUAGUGAAUCACAGGUCUCUGAAGCAUCCUAAUAUAAUAAGAUUUAAGGAGGUGAUGCUAACACCAACUCAUCUAGCCAUAGUCAUGGAAUAUGCUCCUGGAGGAGAACUAUUUGGAAGAAUAUGCAAUGCUGGUAGAUUCAGCGAGGAUGAGGCAAGAUAUUUCUUUCAACAACUUAUUUCUGGAGUUAGUUACUGCCAUUCCAUGCAAAUUUGUCACAGAGAUCUGAAGCUGGAAAACACACUUAUAGAUGGAAGCUCUGCACCAAGACUCAAAAUAUGUGAUUUUGGCUAUUCCAAGUCAUCGGUGUUACAUUCCCAGCCCAAAUCAACUGUAGGAACACCAGCUUAUAUUGCACCAGAGGUCUUGGCAAAGAAGGAAUAUGAUGGGAAAAUUGCAGAUGUUUGGUCUUGUGGGGUCACCUUAUAUGUCAUGCUGGUCGGAGCUUAUCCCUUUGAAGACCCAGAAGAUCCAAGAAAUUUUAGAGAAACACUUAAGAGGAUUCUUAGUGUCCACUACUCAAUUCCAGACUAUAUUCGUAUCUCCAUGGAAUGUAGACAUCUUUUAUCUCGAAUUUUUGUAGCUAACCCUGAAAAGAGAAUAAGUAUCCCAGAAAUAAAGAAGCACCCCUGGUUCUUAAAAAACUUGCCCGUAGAGUUCAUGGAUGAAAAUGAAGGUGGGUUGCAAGAUGAUCACGAAGAGAGUGAUUCAGCACAAAGUAUUGAAGAAAUACUGUCCAUAAUUCAAGAGGCUGGGAAAGCAGGUGAGGGGCUCAAUGUUGGUGGGAGCAUUGUUGGGGGCAGCAUGGAUCUUGACGAGAUAGAAGCAGAUGGUGACAUGGAUGAUAUCGAGACAAGCGGGGAUUAUGUCUGUGCAGUAUGAACUUAAGAUAAGUCACGCUUUCAUGGUCAGAGGGAAUCAUAUUAUUGCUUAGUGGGUGAUGCUGAUUGCCUUUGGAAGCUGCCUGGCAUUGUCUGUGUAUAAAGAUUAAAGAGAAUCAGGUUAUGCAUAUUUCCUUUUUUUUCUUUUUCUUUUUCUUUUUCUUUUUCUUUUUUUUUUUUUUAAAAAAAAAAUGCAUAAAUAAAAAAUUGUAGCUUGUAAAAUUCUUAGUUCUUCUGUUUCUUGUUAUCUCUAAGUUGUGCUUAAUUAACAGAAAACUUGUUGACCUGAGAGUUCUUAUUUAAAUGGCACUUUUUGAUCUC
Messenger RNA from Alnus glutinosa, 2517 nucleotides. Its product is annotated as serine/threonine-protein kinase SAPK2. Bases 1172 to 2197 code for a protein of 341 amino acids. Gene Ontology annotation, biological process: protein phosphorylation; intracellular signal transduction. The transcript has 9 exons. The record is from RefSeq and is a predicted model, not a curated record. Lineage: Eukaryota; Viridiplantae; Streptophyta; Magnoliopsida; Fagales; Betulaceae. Gene Ontology annotation, molecular function: ATP binding; protein serine/threonine kinase activity.